Austrofundulus limnaeus is the source of this 3297-nucleotide messenger RNA. RefSeq names its product toll-like receptor 7. The transcript has a single exon. Gene Ontology annotation, molecular function: protein binding; pattern recognition receptor activity. The record is from RefSeq and is a predicted model, not a curated record. Gene Ontology annotation, cellular component: plasma membrane. NCBI's taxonomy places the organism in Eukaryota, Metazoa, Chordata, Actinopteri, Cyprinodontiformes, Rivulidae. The coding region runs from base 100 to 3297 and encodes 1065 amino acids. Gene Ontology annotation, biological process: canonical NF-kappaB signal transduction; positive regulation of interleukin-6 production; toll-like receptor signaling pathway.
UAUUCUGUAAUGUAAGUUGAAAAUGUAGUUACUUGUUCGAGUAAUUCCUCACCCUCUGACUCAAAAUAUUUCUAACGCUUUUGUGCAAUUUGUUUUUUCAUGCGAUUAUUUCUCCGUACCACUUUCAUAGAUGUUUCUAUUUUUGUGCAGAUUUGUGUGACACUACUGGGACUUUGGUUUCAUUUCAAUAAAUCAACAACUGGCAUCUCUUACCCAAAAACUCUGCCAUGUGACGUCAGCGAGGUCAGCAAUGGAACCCAGGUGAAAGUGGACUGCACCGAGAGAAGCCUCACGGAAAUCCCCAGUGCCAUCCCCAGAGAGACUACCAACCUGACUCUCACCAUCAACCAUAUUCCAAAAUUAAACUCAACCUCCUUUCACGGUCUGGUUAACCUGACAGAGAUCGACAUGAGGUGCAACUGUGUGCCCAUCAAAAUYGGCUCAAAGGACCACAUGUGCACAAAGAGUGUGACGAUUGAGGAAAACACCUUUACCACACUGGAGAAUUUAAGAGCACUGUAUCUGGAUGGAAAUCAGCUCUACAGCAUACCUAAAGGCUUGCCUUCAAAUCUUAUCCUGCUGAGUUUGGAAGUAAAUCAUAUUUUUUACAUUUCUAAAGCAAACCUCACUGARAUCCAGAAUAUUCAAGUGCUAUAUCUAGGACAGAACUGCUAUUAUCGUAACCCCUGUAAUGCCUCAUAUUAUAUUGAAAAUGGUGCAUUUCAACAGUUAAACUAUUUAACAUUGUUAUCUCUCAAGUCAAACAACUUGUCCUUCAUUCCCCAUCAACUGCCUACAAGUUUGAAAGAACUGUAUCUCUACAACAACAACAUUCAAGAGGUCACUGAUGAGGAUUUCAGAAACUUAACCAACCUUGAGAUUCUAGAUAUCAGCGGAAACUGUCCUCGAUGCUACAAUGCCCCUUUCCCGUGCAGUCCAUGUUCGAACAAUGCACCGCUUAAAAUCAGUGAGACAGCUUUUAAAAUGUUGACCAAACUGAAAACGCUACGACUGCACAGUAACUCGCUGACACGUGUGCUGCCGGAAUGGUUUGCCAGCAUGAAAGCUCUCAAAGUGCUUGAUCUCUCAUCAAACUUUUUAGCCAGAGAGAUUGGGAUCACUACCUUUCCUCUGCACCUGGGUAAGCUAGAAGAACUGGACCUGUCAUUUAAUUAUGAGCUUCAGAGAUAUCCUCAAACUCUCAGACUGUCGCCCAGCUUCUCCUCCCUCAAAUCUCUUAAGAUUCUUAGAAUCAAAGGUUAUGUGUUUCAGCAGCUAAAGCUGGACAGCAUUGCUCCUUUAAAACCUCUGUCCAAUCUGGAGGUUGUAGAUCUUGGUACAAACUUUAUUAAAAUGGCAAACCUGAGUAUUCUGAUGGAAUUAAAAAGCUUUAAAAUAAUAAGUCUGUCUGACAACAAAAUAUCAUCUCCUUCUGAUGGCCAAGAUGAGCUUGGUUUUACCAGAGGAGAGCCCUUGCUCUGGUCCCCCAUGUCAGAGGCUGAUCAGCUCAAAAACAAGGAAGUAAGAGAGAUCCAUUACUUCAGAUAUGAUGAAUAUGCACGCAGCUGCAAAUACAAAGACAAGGAACUUGGAAUAGUUACAUCCUUUGUCAAGAAGGAGUGCAGUAUGUUCGGAAAGACAUUGGAUGUCAGCAGAAACAACCUGUUUUUCUUGCAUUCAAGGUUUUUGAAUUUGAAAGAGCUGAAAUGUCUCAAUUUAUCUGGAAACGCCAUGAGCCAAAGCCUAAACGGUUCUGAAUUCAUCAACCUGGCCAGCUUAAAAUACCUGGACUUCUCAUGGAAUCGCCUGGACCUGCUCUACGCCUCUGCAUUUCAAGAGCUGACGAACCUKGUCGUCUUAGAUGUAAGCAACAACAAUCAUUAUUUUGAGUCAGAGGGUUUGACCCACAUGCUUAAUUUCACUAAGAAUUUAAAAAACCUAAAGACACUGCGGAUGAAUCACAAUAAGAUUUCCACUUCCACUAACAUGGAGAUGGAGAGUGAAUCUCUAGAGAGGUUAGAGUUCAGAGAUAACCGCUUAGACAUGUUGUGGAGAGAUGGGGACACUAGAUACGUCAACUAUUUCAAGAAGUUGAUAAAUCUAAAAGCCCUUGAUAUCUCACAUAACAAUCUUAUUUCUAUACAACCAGAAGUCUUCAAUGGUCUUCCAGACAAGCUGUCACAGCUCUAYAUUAACAGCAACAAACUAAAAUCUUUCAAUUGGGGGAGACUUUCACUUCUGCAGUCUCUACGUGUUUUAGACCUAAGUGGAAACUACUUAACUACUGUUCCACGAAUGUUGUCAAACUGUACCUCAUCACUUGAGAAUCUUAUUCUACACAAAAAUCAAAUCUUUAAACUCACACCAAAUUUCCUCAAGGAUGCUUUCAGCCUAAAAUAUCUGGAUCUUAGCUUUAAYCACAUAAAGUAUAUUGAGGAAUCCAGCUUUCCAGACAAUGUGGUUAAGCAGAUGGACAUGUUGCUUCUGCACAAAAACAGAUUUCUUUGCACCUGCAAUGCCACUUGGUUCAUCACUUGGCUGAACAGAACCACGGUGACCAUCCCUCGUCUGGGUGUAGAUGUUACCUGUGCUUCUCCGGGUGCACAAAGAGGCCGUCCUGUGGUUUCAGUGGACUUAACGGCCUGCCAGUAUUCCUUCCUGUCAAUCAUCCUCUACAUCCUUAUGACAUUCCUCCUCCUCAGUUUCCUCAUUGUGUCCAUCUCCAGUCAUCUCUUCCUGUGGGACGUCUGGUACAUCUACCACUUCUGCAGGGCAAAGAUCAAAGGCUACGGCCGCCUGCACUCACCGAGUGCGCUCUAUGAUGCCUUUGUCAUCUAUGACAAAGAUGAUCCCGCAGUGGCAGAGUGGGUGAUGAAGGAGAUGCGCACUCAUCUGGAGGGCCGUGGAGAGCACCGCUUGACGCUGUGUCUGGAGGAGCGAGAUUGGGUCCCUGGAUGUCCCCUGAUUGACAACCUCUCUCAGAGCAUCCAGAAGAGCAAAAGGACAGUGUUCAUCCUCACCAAAAAAUACAUCGAAGGAGGGAACUUCAGAACAGCCUUCUACAUGGCCCACCAAAGACUAAUGGAUGAAAAAGAUGAUGUGAUAGUGCUCAUUUUUUUGGAGAAGCUACCUUGCAAUUCAAGGUACCUGCGAUUACGGAAGAGACUGUAUAAACGGUCAGUUCUUGAAUGGCCAACAAACCCACAGGCACAACCAUAUUUCUGGUUUAGCCUCAGAAGUGUACUGUCUACUGAGAGUCAUAAACAGUACAGCAAUCUCUUCAAGGAGACAUUAUAA